Molecule: messenger RNA, 1226 nt
Organism: Odontomachus brunneus
Lineage: Eukaryota; Metazoa; Arthropoda; Insecta; Hymenoptera; Formicidae
Product: putative OPA3-like protein CG13603
Exons: 3
Coding region: 318-959 (213 amino acids)
Biological process (GO): regulation of lipid metabolic process
Cellular component (GO): mitochondrion
Source: RefSeq, a predicted model, not a curated record
UAUAUCAAAAAUCAGUUGGUAAUUAACCUGAAGGCUUGAGAGCACUUGAUAGUAUCUACUGUGUCUCCAGAGAAAUAGAUUACUUAUAAAGCUGCGGAAGUUCAUUAAAUAUGUUAAUGAAAUUUGCACGAGACUUAGUACAUAUCUGCUAACAAAGAGAUAUGUACCCGUAUCAAUUAUUUGAAGAAUUUUACAAAUUUCUGGCAUAAUGUCAAUUACGAUAUCAUCGUAAUAUUAUAUUUUGAAUUGAUCUUAGAAGUGAGAAUAUUAAAAUAGGUGAAAAGCUCGCCUAAUAGUAAUAAUAAUAAUCAAUAAAAAUGCCAGUUGGUGUAUUUCCUGUUCUCAAAUUAUCUGUACUUUUCAUCAAGCAGAUCAGCAAACCCUUGGCUAAAUUUCUUGUCAAUCAAGCAAAGAAUCAUCCAGUUUUUAGGACUUAUAUUAUCAUACCACCUGCUCAAUUUUAUCAUUGGGCAGAGGUAAAGGCAAAGAUGUAUGUUAUGAAUCUUGGCAAGCCAACAAAAGUGGCAAAAUUAAAUGAGGCCAUGGCAAUCGAGCUGGGUGCUAGUCUGAUGAGUGAGGUAGUUAUUUUUGGUGUGGCUGGUGGAUGUUUGAUAUUGGAAUACAACAGACAAGCUAUAAAAGAAAGUAAGAAGGAAGAGAUUAGACAAAUGCAAAUACAGAAGUUCACAGAUGACAUACAGGCACUGCACAACACGACGUUGCAGCAGGAAACUCGUAUUCAGUACCUACAGAGUGCUAUUAAUGAAUUGGCAAAUCACACAAAGCACAAAUUACAAACACCUGAACCAGUAUUGCAAGUAAACAAUGGUAAUAAUGAAAGUUCUAGUAAAAACAGUAAAGGUCAGACAGAAGCAAGUACAGAAAGUAAAAACAGCUCACUCGUAGAACGUGCUAUAAUGUAUUAUAAUAAAGACUUAAGAACAGUCAAAGUAAGUUAAUAGUUACUUUAUAAAUGUUUGGAGAUGCACAUCAUAAAUAUUUGCAUAUGGUGUUGGUACUAGUCGAGUGUAUAAGUAUGUAUGGAAUAGAUCUAUAUUAUAUAUAAUAAUUUAUUGUUUUAAUUUGUAAUUUGUGCUAAUUACGUUUUAUAAAGAUUUAUGUAAGUGUGAGAAGAAGCAAAUAUUUGAUUGUAUUCAUCCAGCCUAGUAACUUUAAAGUAAGUGUAGAUAUAUGUAAUAAAAUAAAGUUUACACAUUAAAAAUUUA